CCAAGCGGAGGAGAAAGAACAUGGCGGGCGUGGUGGGGCCCCGUGUGGGCCAGGGGGCAGCGGGCGGAGAUGGAGACGAUUCGCUCUACCCGAUCGCGGUAUUAAUCGACGAGCUGCGCAAUGAGGAUGUGCAGCUCCGUCUCAAUAGUAUUAAGAAAUUAUCAACAAUUGCUCUAGCACUUGGAGUAGAAAGGACGCGAACUGAACUGCUGCCUUUCCUUACAGAUACAAUUUAUGAUGAAGAUGAGGUACUGUUAGCUCUUGCUGAGCAGCUGGGAAAUUUCACUGGCCUGGUGGGAGGUCCUGACUUUGCCCACUGUUUGUUGCCUCCUCUGGAAAGUCUGGCGACCGUGGAAGAGACUGUGGUUCGAGACAAGGCUGUGGAGUCCCUGAGGCAGAUCUCCCAGGAGCACACUGCUGUGGCUCUGGAGGCUCACUUUGUCCCUCUGGUGAAACGCCUAGCGAGUGGGGAUUGGUUUACCUCUCGCACAUCUGCAUGUGGUUUGUUCAGCGUUUGCUAUCCCAGGGCUUCAAAUGCUGUCAAAGCAGAAAUCAGACAGCACUUCCGUUCCUUGUGCUCAGAUGACACACCAAUGGUACGACGUGCUGCUGCUUCCAAAUUGGGUGAAUUUGCAAAAGUUUUGGAAUUAGACAGUGUGAAAAGUGAAAUUGUUCCAUUGUUCACUAAUCUAGCUUCCGAUGAGCAGGAUUCAGUGCGCCUCCUAGCUGUGGAAGCUUGUGUCAAUAUUGCUCAGUUACUUUCUGAGGAUGACCUUGAGGCUUUGGUGAUGCCUACACUUGGACAAGCAGCAGAAGAUAAAUCUUGGCGAGUUCGCUAUAUGGUAGCUGACAAAUUUUCAGAGCUCCAGAAAGCUGUGGGUCCCAAAAUCACCCUAAAUGACCUCAUCCCCGCCUUUCAGAACCUACUCAAAGACUGUGAAGCUGAAGUCCGAGCAGCUGCUGCCCAUAAAGUAAAAGAACUUUGUGAGAACUUGCCCAUGGAAGGUAGAGAGACCAUAAUUAUGAAUCAGAUUCUGCCCUAUAUAAAGGAAUUAGUAUCUGAUACAAAUCAACAUGUCAAGUCGGCUCUAGCUUCUGUAAUUAUGGGAUUGUCUACGAUUUUGGGCAAAGGGAAUACCAUUGAACAUCUUCUACCUCUUUUUUUAGCUCAGUUAAAGGAUGAGUGUCCUGAAGUUCGUUUGAACAUCAUCUCCAAUUUGGAUUGUGUAAAUGAAGUGAUUGGAAUCCGGCAGCUCUCUCAAUCACUCCUUCCUGCCAUAGUGGAGCUGGCUGAAGAUGCCAAAUGGAGGGUCCGGCUGGCCAUCAUUGAGUAUAUGCCACUGCUGGCAGGCCAGCUGGGUGUGGAAUUCUUUGAUGAGAAGCUGAAUUCUUUAUGUAUGGCCUGGCUUGUGGACCAUGUGUACGCCAUCCGUGAAGCUGCCACCAACGGCCUCGUGAAACUAGUGCAGAAGUUUGGUAAAGAGUGGGCCCAAAAUACCAUCGUUCCCAAAGUGUUAGUAAUGGCAAAUGAUCCUAAUUACCUGCACAGAAUGACCACUCUAUUCUGCAUUAAUGCGCUGUCUGAAGCCUGUGGUCAGGAAAUAACCACCAAGCAGAUGCUGCCUGUUGUAUUGAAAAUGGCAGGAGACCAAGUAGCAAAUGUCCGAUUCAAUGUGGCCAAAUCGCUGCAGAAAAUUGGACCAAUUCUAGAUACCGAUGCUUUGCAGGAGGAAGUUAAGCCGGUGCUACAGAAGCUAGGCCAAGAUGAAGACGUGGAUGUCAAGUACUUUGCACAGGAAGCUAUAAGUGUGCUUGCAUUGGCAUAACGAAGAACAGGAGGGGAAAGACUUUACUAAAUUCUUAUCACAGAUUUCUAGUCCAUGUGUUCUUGAACUGGGUGGAGAGAAAAAAUGGAAAACCUUCAAGACCUCAUCUGAACAAAUGGCAACAACUAAGAAGAAAUCAAAUUUCAAUGACUCGAUUCUUUCUAAAGAUUGUUUUUUACUUGUCUUCCUUGUUGGGAUAAUUAUAUUUUAACUGUUCUUAUUGUUUGUUACCAAUUUCUGACACUUGCACGGUCAUUUCUUGGUUGUCUCCUAAUGAUUUAUUUAGCACCAUCUGAUCUCCUGCAUCCUCAUUGUUUAAUCAGGCCCCGGCCACUUAAUAUUCCACCAAGCCUGGACAGGUUUGGACCCAGAUGUGGAACAGAGUGAUCCUUUUGAUGUUUAUAUGUAUCUGUGUGUCUCCAUCAUUCCAAAGUGAAAUAUACAUGGUUUAGAAUAACUUAUUUGAUAAGCACUCCGCUUGGGAGACACAUUGAGGUUUAACUGUAGUGAGAGCCAUGCUUUCCUGGGUAGUGAUGGUCUGCCUCAGUGUCUCACCUGAAAGGGGAAUGUGGAAGCUCAGGGUUCAUGUAUUGGUUGUUUUGGUUCUUCUUUGCUCGAUUUUGACUGUAAUCAUGUCAUUCAGAAACCUGAAGUGCAGACGCAUCUUGCUGCUAAUGUGUCAUGUUGAAACCUAACUCAUUUUCCACAGCUCCCCACUGUGACUGCGUUCAAAAAUACUCUUUCCCGCUGAGAAACUUAAAAUCUAGUGCCUCCUAAUAAGCAGUGGUUCUACUGUUUGACUGUAAGAUUGCAGUUGUAUUUCUAAUGAGUAAAGGAACCACUGGUAUAAUCCACUGUGAGGAUUUCCUGCUCUUUACGUGGUUCUCCUUCCGGCUGUGUGAACAUUUGGUCCUUGCUACAUUGUACAGUAGUAGCUUUCGAAACUGAAGUUUCAUUACUAAUUUUUUGGUAUAGGUGAUGCUGGAAUCUUAUCAUUUGAAAUGUUUGUUUUUCUACUUUUACAGUAAAACCUCAUUGGUUCCUCCUGGAAUUGAAGAUAAUGAGUUAAGCUGAAGGGUUUGCUGAAGCAAAUUAAUAGUAUGUGAGGAAGCCUGUUGGGUCUGAACUACUCAAACAAUUUUAACGCUCCUUAAAAAGCACCCUUUUACCACUUGAUAUUGCUAGUUACUAAUCACUCUUUUCAAUUAUAUUAAAAGACCUUCCGUGAGGAUCUUUGUGAGGGCACACCUUUAUUUAGACGCAUUCAAUUUACUCUUUAUCUCUGAUAUAUAUACAUAUGUAUUUAAUGGAUAAUUUAAAUAUUUUUUCUUUAAAAUUUAUGAACAUUUUUCACCUGAUCAAACUCAACUUGUCUCUAAUGCAUUUUUAAUUAAUGAGGUUUUACUGUAGCUUAUUUUUCUCUCAGUGCAUCUCGCUAUGUAGUUUGCUUGUUUCCGUUUUGGUUUUCAGACUGUUUUCUUUCAUUCACAGUCUCUUAAACCCAGCGAGCCCUGUUCUGUUUUAUGAAGGUCCAAAGACUCCUAGAAAACUUUGUACAUUAAACCAUUUCAUAAAACCAAGUUUGACCAAAUACUUUCAAGUUUGUCUUACCUUGGAAAAACAGAACUUUUAAAAUCAGAAUUACCUGCCUGCAUUUAAAACUGCCAAGCUAGUUUAUAGUAUGUUUCUAUUUUAUUACUUUUGGGCUAAGGAUUAAAUACUUUGCUAGGCAAUAAUCUCUUCUACAUUCUCAUUUUAACAUCUUAAACUAUUAUGCUGUAAACAAUUUUAGUUUCAUGGUUCUUUUUGUUUUUUUUAUUAUCUGCAGGUUUUGUUUGUCUUCAUUGAAUUUCAUAUUUGAGAGACUGUUGUCUUGAUUGAAACAAAUUUGCACAACCAUUGCUUUCCUCUGGUUGGAAAUGCCAUUGGUUUUGGGAUAGACUUUUAAAUGGCCUAGUGGACCCCCCGGGGAGCUCUGUGCAUUGACCUCUACCCUAAAACUGUGGUAAAGGGUAGACAGCAAGCCCUUGCUUUCUCAGGCUGGGUCAGGGAGCUCAGCAGGGCCCUAUCUUUUUGGGUGACCCCAAAGGGACUUCAUUGUUUCUUUCUGACUUAAACAAUAGGGAAUCCCUUUGGUUACUCCUCAGAAGAAUUGUUCUUUGGCUCAUAGCUUUGUCAUUUUCUCCAUGGAUUAGUUUUCUUGUCUUGAUUUCACUGGAAUGUAAGCUCCAGGAGCUCUGCAAGGGCUGGGAUUUUUGUCUAUUUUGUCUUCUGCUGUAUCUGUAGCACCAGCACCUAGAUCAGUGUCUGGUGUACAUAGUAGGUGCUCAAUAAAAAUAUGUUCAGUUAAUUUCUAAAA
Delphinapterus leucas (beluga whale) is the source of this 4185-nucleotide messenger RNA. RefSeq names its product protein phosphatase 2 scaffold subunit Abeta (gene PPP2R1B). The record is from RefSeq and is a predicted model, not a curated record. Gene Ontology annotation, biological process: protein dephosphorylation. Lineage: Eukaryota; Metazoa; Chordata; Mammalia; Artiodactyla; Monodontidae. Gene Ontology annotation, cellular component: protein phosphatase type 2A complex; nucleus; cytoplasm. Gene Ontology annotation, molecular function: protein phosphatase regulator activity; protein binding.